Molecule: messenger RNA, 3217 nt
Organism: Klebsormidium nitens
Lineage: Eukaryota; Viridiplantae; Streptophyta; Klebsormidiophyceae; Klebsormidiales; Klebsormidiaceae
Source: the annotation of a GenBank genome assembly
ACUCGACAUUCAGGAAGUUUUACUGGCAGCUUCUUUAAAGUCGAUAAAGGGGAGCCUGUGCAAGAUGGCGUCCCUGCGCUCUAUCGGGCGCCCAGCUAUGUCUCCCCUGGGGGCCCUUUUGGUGGCUGUGGUCUUGCUCUCACAGCAGAUGAGCGGCGCAGCAGCUUUUAACGUCAGCUUCUUGCAAGGCUGCCCUGACUUCAACAACGUUACAAACCUCGACCUUAACUUCAAGAAGCUGGAAGGUCCCAUUCCACCAGAGAUAGGCAAAUGCACUGCGCUAGCCAGCCUCAAGCUCAGCUUCAAUUCAGACAUCAGCGGCCAGAUUCCGCCAGAGAUUGGCCGCCUCAGCAACCUGCGGGCGCUUAAAAUGGACUUUCUACCGAAGCUUACGGGGUCAAUUCCCCCUGGAUUGGCAAUCUGUCCCAACUUGAGGAGCUGGAUUUGCCCCAUUCCUUCUGAGUGGUUGUGCCAAAUGUCCACCUUGGUUAACCUGGAUUUGGGCUCCAACAACUUUUCAGGCCAAAUACCAGCAUGUUUGGCCAACCUCUCUGGGCUGCAGUUUGUGACACUUGCGGUGAAUCGCUUGUCGGGGUCCAUUCCUAGCGAGCUUGCGCUGCUGCCAAACCUGACAUAUCUUAGUUUGGGGUCAAACCUGCUCUCGGGAACCAUUCCCUUAGAGCUUGCCAAGAGUACGAAGCUCUCCACUCUGAACCUUAGGAACAACAGUCUAACUGGGCCAAUACCGCCUCAGCUCGUCGACCUUACCGAACUGGGUUACCUUGAGCUGUCCCACAAUAAGCUGUCUGGCCCUUUACCUGCAUUCACCAACAUGUCUCGGUCUGCGGGUGCUGCCUUUUUGAAACUAGGCUCCAACAAUCUGUCUGGACCCAUUCCCCCCUCCCUCGGAAGCAUCUCUGGAUUCAGUAGCCUCGAUCUGAGCUCUAGUCAACUUACAGGCGAGAUCCCAGUUGUGUUCAGUACGUUCAGUGCGCUGGGGGUACUAGAUCUUGGUCAAAACAAUCUUCAAGGCCCAGUUACACCCUUGGCAAACCUGUCUAAGGUGACAUACUUGGACCUCACGCACAAUAGCUUUAGCGGGACCAUCCCACCUAGCCUUUUUGUUGGGAAAUCAGGGGUCUUUUUAUCCCACAACAACUUCUCGGGCCCCAUACCAAGGGAGGUCGCCGAGCUGCAGCCGACUUUCUCCUUCACAGACGCCCCAUACCUACUCUUGGACCUGUCUUCCAAUCAGCUGUCUGGCAGCCCCCCCCCAGAGCUGCAGCAGCUCUCAACCCUCCUGCAACUCAACCUGUCCAACAACAAUCUAUCGGGCUCCUUCCGAGUGGGGCCUUUCCGAAGGAGCCCCGUCUACAGCGCGCUCCUCGACUUCAGCAACAACGGGCCUCUGGCGAUGCUUCCGGGAACCAACUUCAGCGGUCUUCAAGUGGUCGCCCUCCCCAAUCUAACCUCCAGGGAUCCCCCGCUGAUCGCCCCCGACAUGCGCGUUCUACAACUUAGCGGCGGGGUACACAAGAAGGGGUUGGACCUAUCGGCAGUCCCUGCGACCUGCCCGUAUGUAACGUACAACCGGGGGCCGGUGUCGGACAUUACGUUCUGGGACGCGUGCACUGGAACGACCGGUUGCCUGGUAAACCUGGUGGGUACCGGAUCCAAGCUGAGCCGCGACGCGCGCAAGAUGGUGUGCCUCAACCGGAUCUCCGUCAUCCUGGAGGGGGAUCCCCCGGCUCUGGUGUUCCCUUUUCAGUCCCCCCUGUCGCCCUAUCUGAACAACAGCCGGGGGCCCUACUUCUUCAACGACAGCCGGUUUAUCGACAAGAUCGACCUGGGUAAGGGCGGAGUUGCAUACACGGGCGUCGGCUUUGCGCGCGUGCAAGAGGGCAACCUGUGCGGUAACCCGGAGGCCAAAACGGUGGUGGCCGUUACGUAUGGCGUCUUUGCCGGUCUCAUUCUCUUGAGCUCUCUCGGCUGGUGGGUCGCUGCUCGGCUCGGUUUCCCGGGCAAGGGCGACUCCUCGGGGCAAAAGACGGUUGUGACUCUUGGCUUAUAUACAUGGAGUAUCCUCUGUGCGCUGCUGCCGUGGGGCACUCUCGCCUCAAAUGUGACCGUUGUGGCGGACAUUUGGGGGGCGUGGUCGGCUUGGGUCGUCCUAGCUUCGAUCCUCGCACCGUAUCUCGUCAGCGCCACGUGCGUGGCGUGGAUUUGGUGGGGCGAUUCAACGUCCAACUCGAUCUUGAAGGCGCGCUUCAAGUGGGUCUGGUUCGCCGACCUCACCGACGCAUACCCCCCGCCACCUUUGAACGGACUCCCCGCCUGGCGAUACCCUCUGGCACUCAUCUCUCUACCCAGCGCCGCGGCAGCUGUUGUCGCCUAUGACGUCAUCGCGUUUGCGGAUAAAGUUGGGUUCCACCUCUGGUGGGGCGAGGAUAUUUACACCAUGCUUCCGUACUUCGACUUCCGCUCACAGCUGGAUCUGGUCCUCCGGUCCAUACCCCAAGCGAUAUUCCAGAGUGUGCUCUACUUACUGGGCAGCUCUCGGGCGACGCGUAUUUACAUCGACCAGCAGAUUUUCACCGUCUCGAUCUCCUUCUCCCUCGUGAGUAUCCUCGUGCAGUACAACUUGCUUCUGAAGGAGACCAUUGAGACGAGAGUUCCGGUGGCGAUGAUUGUUCGGAAGCGCUUCGCGGCCGCAAACAGUCGCCCCUGUUUGAUGCGGACAGCUGGCAAGACGGAGGACGCUGGAGGGUUCGUCGACGAGAAGGGUGCCCCGUAGUUGGCUUAGUGGGAAAACGGAGCGUUCGGCCACCAUAUGUCUCUGCUAGACUUAGAAGUGGCUUCUGAUUUUAGGUUCUAUAUCGCGUUUAGUAUAAUGUCGGAUCUCGAGGUAGUGCAGAAACUGGUAGAGCACAGACUCGUUUGUUGUUUGAAGUUGGAUAGGACCUUUGAUCCGCUUGAGUGGAGCAGGCUAAAGCCAGUCUCAUGUAGUCUCAGUUGAUAUAUUUUAGAAGGAUUGUCCGGCCCAUAGUUUCGAGUACAGGUAAUCCACGAACUUAGGAGGCGGCAUCAUCAUGCAUCAAUCCCACAGGCCCCGUCCGAGAACAGAAGACGUAGAUAUACCUCAGUCGCAAACAUAGGCUCGGUGUGGAAAGGUAUUGGGGAACUGGGAAAGGUUCAGUGGUUCGGAUCUUUGUCGCCU